CCAAUCGAAUAAUCAAAUCAAAACUCAUUACAAUAAAAGCGAAAAGGCGGGUGCGAGAAAGAAAAAUUAGUGCAAUUCAAUUAAGGCAAUAAGGCCAAUUAAGUUAUUAACGCGAUUUAACGAAAUACACGACAAACCAAAGCAGAAAAAAAGUGCAAAAAUGUUUGGCUGCAUCUAUCAGCUUUGGGACUGGUUGGAGGCGCCGCCGCUCUUCACCGCCGGCACCAUGGACGCCAAGAAGCUGCAGCAGCUGCAGGAGGCAGCGAUCCUGGCGCAGCAGCAGAAGAAGCUGCCGCUGGCCUACCAGACGAAUCUCGUGGACUACCGAACGGCGGCCUACAGUCAGGCGUUGUACCAGCAAUCGCCCACGGCCACCAGUUCCAGCGGAGGAGGACCAUUGUCCCCGAUUGAGAUGCAGCCGCAGUCCAAGCAGCACCUCAACCUGAUGAAACACGGAGGAGGAGGCACCUCGAGCAGCUCACACUCAUCGCCCUACCAUCAGUCCUACUCGAGCAGCGGGGGAACGGCGGCCGGUGAGCAGCUUUAUCAAUCGCCCACGGAGCGAACCUAUCUGGCUGCCGCCGGAAGAUUGCAGGCCAGCAAUGCCAUGGCCGGACAUCAUCCCAUCUCGGCCCUGCAAUCGCAGUACCAGCAGCUGCAGGCGGCCAAGAUGCAGGCCCAAAUGGCCACCCAAAGCGAGGCCGCUCAGCAGCAGCAGCGGACCUUUGCCCUGCGACAGGCCAUGAACCCGCCCACGAAUCACUACCACAUGAGUCAGUCGCCCAGCAUGGUCUCCAAUAUGACCACUCUCACCCAGCAGCAGCAACAACAGCAGCAGCAGCAGCAGCAGAGGGCUCCUCCCUCUUCGCUUAACUUGCAAAACCAAUAUCAACCUGCUCAGGGUCCUCUAAAGUUGCAACAACAACAGCAGCAGCAACAGCAACAGCAGCAGCAACCUGCAAUGCCCAAACACUACCAGGAGCAAUUGUACGCCCAGCAGCAACAGUUGCAGCAGCAAUUGCAGCAGCAACAGUUGCAACAACAGCAGCAGCAACAUCGUCACAAGAGCGACCUGCAAACCCCGGGCAGUGAGCAUGGCACCGUGUACAUUCAGCAGAAUCACCCUGGUCAUGUGGUCAAUCAGGCCUGCCAGACCCAAAUAUCGGCGGUCAAGCCCAAGGCCACGCCCAGUUCGGAGGAGUCCUCCUCCAAUUCGGCCAAGAGUCCCACUCAUGCACCAUUGGAUAGAAAAAAGAGUGCCGGUUCCAUUCAGGCCCUGAAGUCACCCAUUACCAAGAGGCCACCAUCCACACCGGUUACCUUAUCCGGUUGGCUGCACAAACAGGGCUCCGAUGGUCUGAAGGUGUGGCGCAAACGUUGGUUCGUCCUGGCCGAGUACUGCCUGUACUACUACAAGGGACCGGAGGAGGAGAAGCUGCUGGGUUCAGUGCUGCUGCCCUCAUAUCGCGUAUCCGCCUGUUUGCCCGAGGACAAGAUCUAUCGCAAGUUUGCCUUCAAGUGUGAGCAUCAGAAUAUGCGAACCUAUUGGCUGGCAGCCGAUAACUCGGAUUCAAUGAUGCAGUGGGUGAGGGCCUUGGCGGCCGCGAGUUUGAUGCAGGCACCCAGCAGCGGGGAAUCGGAGCCAAGUGUGAACUCCUCGCUGAAUCACAGUGGCGAGAAUUCCGAUUCGGGCAUACACACAUUGCAGUCGGGAAAUCUGGGAAAGGGUGGCCAACAGCCCACGCCCUCGUCGGAAAAUACGGGCAGCAGUGGCGGAGGCAGCGGCAGUGGACAGCCCCUGUAUGCCAAUGCCCCACCGAAACCGAGGCGCAUCAACGAUGGUGGCUACUCCUCGCCAUCGCCCGAGCACAACGAACAGCAGCAGCAACAUCCUAGUCGCCGCCUCAUGUCGCCCACGCAGCAAAUCUACCAGCAGCAGCAGCAACACCAACGAUCUCAGCAGCAGCAACAGCAACAGCAGCAGCAGCAACCGCAGCAACACCAUGCCAUCUACGACACGCGAACGGGCCAUGUGUCCACCGCCCUGCAGUUGCAGCAGGCGCAGCAGCAGUACUCGCUGGAUCACCUGGAGGCGCAGUUCCAGCAGCAGCAGCUGGACAUGGAGGAGCAGAUCGCCAGGUUGCAGCAACAGCGGGCCGCCGAGGAGAUCUACGGCGAGCGGGAGAUGUACAUGGCCAAGUUGAUGCAACAGCGGCAGGGUCCCAAUGGAUCGUAUCCCACGCAGCAGCAGUUGUUGCAAGCGGAGCGGAGGACUCCCGAUGCCUAUGGGCGAUCGAAGCAGCAGCGACUCUUUGCCGCCGCCGCAGCUGCCGCGGAUUACGAGGACAUCUACAACAUGUCGCAGCUGGCGGUUGGUGGUGGAGGAGGGGCCAUGUCCGCCCAGGAGGCACUUCUCCAGGAGGCAGCCAGCUACCGGCGACCCCUCAGCCCGCCCAGCUAUGAUGGCAGCAAGCACGUGCCAGCGAUGCCGCAGCGGUACACACCCAAUCAUAUGGAGGCCAGUGCCGCUGAUCAACUAAUCAAUACAAUGGACUUGCGUGCCCGCUCAGCGGCGGCCAUAGUGCGUCCCCAUUCGGCGGACUUCCUGGAGUACGAGGCGCGUGCCGAAGCCGCCGCAGCCGCUGCCGCCGCGGCGGUGGCCCAGAGUCAGCUGGAGAGCGGACGGGCGCCGAGGCCCAAGUCCAGUUUGGACAUCAAUCGCACGCCCGAUAGCUUCUACUACUCGGAGGCCAGCUAUGCCGAGAAGAUGCGGAAGAGUGCCCUGUAUCUGCAGAGUGGCGGAGCUGGAGCGGCUCAGCCCCAGCAGGCGGGCAGUUAUCGCACAGCAGCGGGGGAUUUCAACUCCGGGGUGAACACGAUUGGAUAUGAGAAUCCCUAUGAGAGGGCCUACAAGCGGCAGGAGAUGCUGGCCGAGGCUCAGGCUCAGCGUGGAGUUUCCAGCAGCAGCAUGCCGCGCAUGAGUAGAUCCGCCAGUCAGGGACGCUCGGUGGCCUCCCAGUUGCAGUCGCCGCCUUCGCAGCAGCAGGAGGAGAAUCUACCGCCCCUAAACGUACAUCCGGGUUCCAUUUUCCCGCCCUCGAUGUCCACGCAGGAGAUCAUCAGCAAGAACGAGCAGUUCCUGCGCUCCGCCAGCGCUCGGCUGCCCAAGAGAUCGGGCGGCAUGGAUGAUGACUAUUCGGCUGGCAAUUCGACGACCACCUCGCCCACCAGCGGAACAGGUGGUGCCUCCAAUUCGCCGCAGCAUCACCAGGAUGGCGAGCGGAAGCGGGAGGAGUCCAUGAAGCGACUGCUCGAGUGGAAGCAGCGCAUGCUGCAGUCACCGUUGACCCGCAAGGGCAUCCAGCAGGGCGGCAGCAACAUGUCCGCCAUGUCCAAGCUGGGCAGCAAUCCGAACAUCCUGCUGGCCUCCACGGCGGUGGCCAGUGGAGCACGCUAUGGCCCCCAGGCGGGCAAAACGGGACUGGUGGUGGGCAACGGGAGUGGCAGUGGCAGUGCCGGGAAUCAGCAGGCAGCUUCAGCCUCUGGGAUUCAGCGAUCGCGUUCCGAGAGCCAAGCCAACAUCGGACCCGGCGGAGUGGUGUACAACAACUACUCCUCGGAUGAUGAGGCUGUAACUGUGGAUGAUAACAUGUACAAAAGUGCGACGGCAGGAAGGUCAGCGAUAAAAGCAGAAACAAAGGCAAAAACAAUAGUGGCAACAACAACAACGGCGUUAGCAACAACAAAUCUUAGCAAUAUCCAAAGUCUAGAGAGUCUGAGUCCGAGUCCCAAACCAAGCGAAACACCAUCAACACCCAAAACACCUGGCAAUGCAAAAUUCCAACUAAAGCCCAUUUUGAAAGUGCAUGAGGCGAGUAAAACGCGCAUUAUUCAGGUGCAACCCAAAAAACUGGAAGAGCGUCCCAAGCUCAGAUUGCAAUUGCCCAAGGAGGAGGAGGAGAAGGAGCAGGAGCAUGAGGAGCAGGAGGACCCUGUUCCCAUUCUGCCAAAGAAAACGGCCCCCAAGUCGCCGCAGAAUGCCAAUUAUGUGCCUGUGUACAACAAUAAGCUGGUCAGCAACUACGAGAACAUGGAAUUUGGCAAGCCACCAAUUCCCAUGCCAGAAAGCAAAGCCCUUGACAGCAGGGCAACGAUUACCGAUCCCGAGGAGACGCCCAUGCUGAUGCAGCUCAAGUUGUUCAAGGAGCAGCAGGAGCAGCAGCAGCAGGAGCAGCAGCAGCAGGAAAAGGAGGAGGAGGACCUGACACCCACAGCGGAAAGUAAAUCCAUGCCAGGAGAGGAGGAGGUUUCAUUUGAGGAAAGCAAAGUUGAAAAGGAGGAAUCAGAGGAGCCAGACGAUGAGGAAGAUGAGAGCACGGCCUGCGAGGAGUACACAGAUGAUGAUAUAGACGAGGCCCUGGCUCAAGAUGAGGAUGAGUCCCAGGAUCCCACAGAGGAAAAGGAACUGCAGCAGAUAUAUAUGAACGAGCCCAUCACACCCACCGACCAGCAGUUCGACGAGAGUCACUAUCUGCCCAUGACGCCCAAGAAAGUGGAACUGGGUCAGCCAGGUGUCCUCACACUCGUCUGCAGCCAUGAAUCCUAUGCAGGUGGAAUGGUGGAGGCGGAGGAGGAGGAGAAUCACUAUGUGGAGAUGACCAAGGGCAUUCAGGACGAGGACAGCCGGAGCAACUAUGAGAUCAUGUGCCUGGCCAGCAGCAGUUCGAGUGCCUUCAAGGAGCCAGUUUACAUGGAACUGGCGGGAGUUAAGCCCACGCCACCGGCCACCAAUGAGGAGGCCCACUGCUCCUCGGGUCGCUCCACCCUGAAGAAGGGCAAGAAGUCGGGCAGCGAAACCCUGAAGAAGAAGACCAAGAAGCGGCAGGGCAAGGACAUGCCGGAUAUCCUGAAGCCGGCCAAAAGUGCGUUGGCUUUGGCCAGCGAUAGUUCGGAUGCGGAUGACGAGAGCAGCCGGCAGCAGCUGGAGGCCAAGAAGCUGCGCUCCAGAUCUCGUUUCAGUCUGUCGGAUACUUUCCGACCAGCUUCUUAUUACCUGGGAGCCUCCACGCCAAUGAAUAACUAUGCAGAGAGUUCAGAUAGUGAGAUAUUGCCACCACCACCCAUUCCGGAUUCACCACCGCCCAUGGAGGAGCUAAAAACGGAGGAGAUCUUCUCCUCGGAGCACUACGAUACGGUGAAGCGAAAGGUGAAUCUCUCCUUCGAGCAGCUGCCCAAGAUGCAUGCCAGCAAUACGUCCCUGAAUUUACCCAAGGCGGUUCCGAGUCCCACCCUAAAGAGCAGUCGUCUCUCGCUGCCCGAUCACUUUGCCAAGAUGCGGAUGACCCCGCAGCGAUUGCUGGUGGCCCAGGAGCAGCACCAUGCCAGGACCCUCUCCGAUUCCAACUACAGUUGCCAGCUGACGGAUAAUAGUGGUUCGCGUACCUCCUCGGAUCUCGAUUUAUAUCGCAGGAGGGUCACCAGCAAUAAUAGCCUGCCCCUGAGCAGUGAAAAUGAGUCUGUGGAAUUCCGACAGAGAUCGGACUCGGAAUUGGAUCGCCAGCGAUCGAGGAGACCUCUGUCCCAGGAGUCCAUCAGUGAGAUUGAGUCGCUUAGUGAGCAGUUUGAGGAAACACUGAGUAGUCACGAGCUGGACACCUACCUGAGUCACCUGCACUUGUCGACCGGUCAGGUUACUCCAACAAGUCACCUUCUGAACGAUGCCAAUGCGGCGGCAGGAGCUGACAUCCUCACCAAUCUCAUCAAGCCACCGAAAACAUUCCGGAAUACGGAGGACGAGGAGCAACAUUUCUACGGCAACAUACACUUUCUCUCCUCCACCGACUCCAUUCAGCAGUUGGGCGGCGAGGCAGCUGCCCUAAGGAUAAUCCACAGUCGCAAUAACAGCAAUAUAUCCACCCAAUCGGCUCCUUACUACUACUCGGAGUUGCCGGCUCCACCGCCGCUGAACAAUCAGCGGGAUAUCCAUGCCCAUGGUCUCAAUAUAGCCCACAUUCACAACCCCAUCGAUCGGUUCAAUGUGGACGCACUGGUGGACAAGGAUCAGGCCAUCGACAGCAAGAACAUCUACAGCGGGCAGAAGGACAACAACGAGAAGCUGAGCAACAAGAAUCUCAAGCUGGUGGAGAUGGAGAGCAGCAGCAGUGGAGGAGGAGGAGGAGAAGGUAGUGGUGCACUGGUCCAUUCAUAUCAUAUCACAACAACUACUAAAAACACAAAUCUCGCUCGAAAGGCGAUUGGUGGUAGCCGUAACCCGUCGGAUGAAGGCAACCCUAACCGAGAUGUUGGUGCUGGUGAAGAUUCGGAGGAGGAGAAGGAGGAGGAGGAGGAGAAGAUGGAUGAGCAGGAGGAUCCGCCAUCGAAUAAUGUCCCAACCAACCUCUCAGUUCUAGGUGGCGAGCUGCUCUGGGAGGAGGAUGCCCUGUGGCGCGAGAGUUUGCGUCGCGUUUCCCAGCGGCAUGCGAGAUCCCUGGACGAUCUGGACAGGAUUACGGCGACAACGGCAGCUCCUCCUCUUAUUUCGAGUACGCCCAAGGCGAAGCUAAGUCGCGAGGUGACCUAUGUGAAUGACAGCCAGAAGCCGCGACAAUCGCAUCCACAUCCCAUCUCCAAUGAGCAUGAUGUGUAUGUCCAGCUUUUGGACAACUCCAUGGCAGCCUCCUCCUCGCUUUUGGGCCAGGACCAAACGGAUUCCGAUGUCUACGAGGUGCUGCGCGAGGAGACGGCCUCGAACUUGUCCCACAAAUCCAACGAGCUGGAUCGCGAGACCAUUCGCCAGUGGGAUGCCAUGUCCAGUGGGCUAAUGAAGACCACAGGAGGAGGCGGAGGAGCUGCAUCUCCUGCCCACAUGCCCCUCACCAGCAGUGUGCGCUCCAUUGUCCAGCAGCUGAACACCAGUUCCAUGGACGAUGCCAAUGGAAAUCCCAUGGCUGUAGCCUCCAUAUCCGUGCGCAAUGUGAACAAUCUGCCCGUCGGAAAUCUGACGGUGAAGCCGGAUCCCUCGGACAUCCAGCAGGAGUCCGCCUUUGCUCCCUACUACGGCGGAGCGGCAGAGACCAAGUACGCCAAGAAUACGGUGCUCACGGAUCGCGGACUCUAUGCCGGAAACGGAUCCGGUGGCCUGGCCACGUCCACGCCCCAAAAUCACCCACAGUUCCGGAUGCGGCGCACCGGAAGUAGGGCGGAAAUCGAUAUGCUCGAACGCGAGACAAGCAGCCAGAUCAGGAAUCGCCUGCGCAGUGCCGAGGGUUUGACCAGAGCCGAGAGCAUCCAGCGAUUGGACUACUUGAAGCAGCACCUCUUGGACCUGGAGCGGCACUAUGAGAAGAGCAAGCCGCUGGUCAAUCUGGUGGACAACAUGGUCAAGCUGGGAUCGCUGUAUCGCAACGAUGCAAAUGGCAGGGUUCAGCCGGCCACUCUGGACCGCCUGGAGUUCAACCAGCGGAUGCAGGAGCGUCAAAUGCUGCAGGAGGAGCAGCAGCAGUGGGAGCAGCAGCAGUGGGAGCGACUCAGUCCCAAUCAGGCGGAGUUGCAGGCCAAGGUGCGUGAGCUCUACCAACUCGAUCAGCUGUUGCAGGAGGAGUCCGGCACGCUGCAGAGUCUGCAGCGCGACAAGGAGGACCUCGAGCGAGCCUUGGGAGGAUUGAGGGCCCGCAUUCACGACAACAAUGCCACGCCCAUGGCCAUGGAGGCGGCCAAGAAGCAGCAGCACAUCCUGGAGCGCGAGUUGUCGCGGGUCCAUCAGCUGCUGGCCGAGAACUCAAAGAAACUCGAGCAGACAGUGGCGGGCAAUGCUCGGCUGGAGCAGGAGCUCCUGCUCCUCCGCCAAAAGGUGCAGGCCACCCGGGGAGCAGCCAGCCAUGGUGGAAUGAACGGCGAUGGCCAGCACAUCAACGGGGAUCAAACUGCCGCCGUUUUGGCCUCCGAAUUGGAGCGGGUGCAAUCCCUGGUGGGCGAUAUGCAGAGGCAGCGGCACGAACUCAGCUCGGCGGUGCGCCAACUGACGGAGAACUCGACCAGGUUGUAUCAGGAGAUCGGGAACAAGGAGAUGAACGGUGGUGGCUCCACCAAUGGCAGCCUCAAGAAGCGCAGCAACUCCACCAGUUGGACGGAAACCGAUCUCGAUGCCAAUAUGUUGCGAUGCGGCAGCCGACAGCAGUUGAAUGACUCCACGCUGAACCUAUCCACGCCCCUCUAUGUGGACACGAAUAGCUCGGCCAACAAGUUGAGUGACUACAAUCGGUACAAUGGAGGCGGCAGCAGCGAUGCCCUCGAGAUGAGCGGUGUGGACAGCGACGGGUUCCUGGACAGCAAUCCCUUUGCCAUUGGCCUGGAGAAGCCCGAGAUCAAGACGGUGAGGAUUGUGAAGCGCGAAUCGGAGCGGCGGAAUCGGGAUCGCAGUGAACGCGGUCUGAGCAGCUCCAUUCAGAAUCUGGAUCAGGUGCUCGAGGAGGAGCAGUAUGCCCAGCAGCAGCAGCUCUACGCCCAGAACUUGGAGGAGCAAAUGAGCAAUGGCCACGGCCACCAGAGUCGCUCCAAGUCGCUGCCACGCAACUACAGUGAGCCCCCGAAGCAGCGGCACAGUCGUCACCUGAACGGCAAGCAGCAGGCGAAUGGUCAUCACUACAACAAUGGCUACGAUUACGAUAGGAACAGCAACUACGAGCAUCAGCCGCCACCGCCACCGGCACCGCAGAGCAAUGGACACCACCAUCAUCAUCAUCAGAGGGAGCAAAGGGAACACCUGAAUCCCCUGGCCAAUGCCUAUUUCGCCAAGCAGCUGCAGCAGCAGGUGAAUCCCUCGAGGGACAGUGCCCGCGUGGCCCUGCGCACCAAGACGGACUCCCUGCAGAGCCUCAAUAAGAGCCUCACGGACAUCAGUCCGGAGCCGGUGUUCCAGAGCGUGGCUGCCCGCCAGAUUAUCAACGAAAUGUCCGCCGGUUCGGCUUCGGAGGACACCGAAAAGGUGGUGGAGAAGGUGCCGCCGCAUCACAAGCACCGAAGGGCAGUUCCCAGGGAGAAGAGGCGGCACUACACGGCGCCGAAUAAUGUCAACCAGAAGGCCAUGGAGAAGGUGCAGGCCGAGAACGAUAUGAAUCGAAAUAACACCAACUGGCGAGCUCGCGAUGAUCUGGACAUGGAGGUGGCCCUAAGACCUCGCAUGAAUGCCCCCGAUGUGGUGCGUUCUGCCUUGGGACAGGGUGAGAAGAUUUCGGAGAAUACCAUAGACAACUUGCUGCUGGCACCCAACAAAAUAGUCAUACCCGAGCGUUACAUACCAGAAACAACGCCCGAACUUUCGCCGGAGGAGAAGAAGCGUCGUCAGGAGAAGGUCGAGUCCAUCAAGAAAAUGUUGUCCGAGGCGCCGCUUAGCAGCAAUGAAAACGAAAGUUUGCCGCCCAGCAAAAUCAACGCCGAGAAGAAGCAGCGCGAACACCUGCUGCAACUCAAUCAAAUCCUCGCCCAGCAGGUGAUGCAGGUCAGCAAGAUUGUGGCCGGAAAUCCCACUAGUCACAACUAAUCCGCAAGUAGCCUGUCGAGUUGUUUCUGUUCACCUUUUGUGUUUACCUUUUGCAUUGCAUUUAAUUUUUGUUCACGUUGUGUUUUGCCAAUCGAUUGGCUGAGAGAGGGUUCGCAUCACGAUUCGCGAUAAAAAGAAUUUGUUGUCCGAAACAUACCAAACAUAUGCAUACCUAGUAUACAGUACACCUAAGUAUACAGUAACUACAGCAAUAACAGCAAACAAGAAACCACGCGAAGUUGAGUCUUACAGCAUGCUAAACUCACCCAAAGAACUCACUUCAAACUAAAAACGCAACAAUUCACAAACAAGAAAUACUAAAAAUACAACAAAAAAUAUUCAAAAACGACAACAAGAAUAAACAGCAACGUAAUAGCAACAAGAACAAGUACAACAACAACAACAAGCACAAGAACAACAACAACAGAUAUACGAUUGCGUAAGUCCAGGUUUGUACACAUUUCGAUUAUACCGAUAUUCAUAAAUAAACAAUAUACGAGUAUAUUGUAGCUUCCAGGCCAUUUGCAUUCCAUAUUUAAUCACGCCCAAAAACUCUGCUUAGCUUAGAAUUAAAAUAUUGGCCAAAUUAAUCAACCUGCACGCCAUAAAUAUAAUUGUAGACUUAAUGCUAUAAAUGAUGAAUGCACUUUAAAACUAAACCACCUAACCACACACAAGCAAAACUUACCAAACACUCAAAAUUCAGAAAAAUUACACACUACUCACCAAAAACAAGCACAGAAUUUAAUGUUUUCACCAAAGUGCAAAUCUAUUGGA
Drosophila takahashii is the source of this 10315-nucleotide messenger RNA. RefSeq names its product kramer (gene kmr). The record is from RefSeq and is a predicted model, not a curated record. NCBI's taxonomy places the organism in Eukaryota, Metazoa, Arthropoda, Insecta, Diptera, Drosophilidae.